UUUAACAAAAGCGUUUGUUUUGGAGGCAAGUUUGAUCUAGCGCUGGUUUUUCAGUUGUAUCUCUUCGCAAAAUGGCUUCAUCUGACGUUCGCGAUAUUUUGGAAUUGGCAGCAGAGGAUCGUCCUAAUGCUCCACCAACUAAAGCAAGAAUCCUCAAACAGGCACGAAGAAAAAGUUCGAGAAAAAAUGAAAAUGUUUUCAAAAGACCUGAAGGAAUGCACAGAGAACUUUAUUCACUUUUAUAUUCUGAUAAUAGGGACCAACCACCUCUGAUUCCCACUGACACAUCACAAGAAUAUCAAACAGCAAAAGCCAAACUUGGAUGUAAAGUGGUUCGACCAUGGAGAUGGAUGCCUUUUACAAAUCCUGGUAGAAAGGACAGUGCUGUGUUCUAUCAUUGGAGGAGAGCUGAAGAUGAAGGAAAGGAUUAUCCUUUUGCAAAAUUUAAUAAGAGUGUCCAGGUUCCAGUGUAUUCUGAUCAAGAAUAUCAACUUCAUCUUGCGAAAGAAGAUUGGACAAGAGAAGAAACAGAUCAGCUCUUUGAAUCAUGCAGACGAUUUGAUUUGAGAUGGUUUGUAGUUCAUGAUCGUUAUGAUCAUCAACGAUUUUCAUCGAAACCAUCUCGCACAAUAGAAGACAUGAAAGAAAGAUAUUAUAAUAUUUGUAACAUUCUGGAAAAGUUGCGAGCAGCUCCUGGUCAGCCUGACUCUCCAUUAGAGCAGUAUGUUUACGACGGGGAUCACGAGAGAAGAAGAAAAGAUCAACUCGAUAAAUUAUUCGAACGAACAAGAGAACAAGUGGUAGAAGAAGAAAUUCUAUUACAGGAAUUGAAGAAAAUUGAAUCGAGGAAAAGAGAGAGAGAAAGAAAAGCACAGGAUCUACAAAAACUAAUCGCUGCAGCUGAUUCUGGUACUGACGGUAUAAGAAGAGCAGAACGUAAAUCAGUUAAAAAGAAAUUAGCGACGUCACAACUCAAGAAAGGUGAAACAGCACAGGAAUCAAAAGUAUCAGAAGUUAUGUCUGGAAUUAAAUUUCCUGAUUUCAAAGGAACUGGUGUUAUGUUGAGAUCUCAAAGGAUGAAACUUCCGACGUCCUUCAGUCUGAAAAAAAUCAAAGCAAUAGAGCAAUUAAUAACUGACUUCAAUAUUGAUCCUCAUCCUAUGCCUACACCUACUGUCGCUCAACUAUUCAAUGAAGUUAGGAGUGAUUAUGUAUUGCUUUAUGAUCUGAAGAUGGCUCACGUUAAUUGCGAAAUGGAGCUACAAACAUUGAGAUAUAAAUGGGAUGUUCUUGCACCUGGACGUAUCCAACCAACUGGGACUGAGAUUAAAAUGGACACUGCCAGCACACAACCAGUCUCCAAAGAAACAGAGACCAGUCAAAGCAUUAAAAUGGAGACUGAACAAAGUGGAUUUGCAACAGGAUCAGAUUCAAAUGAAGGCCUGAUUGAUGUUGUUAAUACUUCUACAACACAGAGAAAGCAAACUCCAACAACAAACCCUUUGGCAAGUAAUAAGAAGAUGAAAUCCUGAAAAAAUAUGAAUUGAAUGAAGGAAAAAGUUGGGAAAGAAUGAGUUUUCGAACGAAAGUUUAUAAGGACAGCAUACAUUGGACGGGACCAUGUUAAUCUGAUGCAAGACCUGGUGCUAUUUGUGUGCCUCAUUUGCGUUAUAUGGAAUUGAAGCAUUUUAGGCCUGUCACAGGUUUAUAAACAAUUGCAGGGGGGGGGGUGUAAUCCCAGUUGUAAGUCAUUCAUCUUGAAUCUUACUGCCAAAAUAAAGCUACAAGCAAAGUGCAUUA
Messenger RNA from Styela clava, 1800 nucleotides. RefSeq names its product DNA methyltransferase 1-associated protein 1-like. Gene Ontology annotation, molecular function: transcription corepressor activity. NCBI's taxonomy places the organism in Eukaryota, Metazoa, Chordata, Ascidiacea, Stolidobranchia, Styelidae. The record is from RefSeq and is a predicted model, not a curated record. Gene Ontology annotation, cellular component: nucleus; NuA4 histone acetyltransferase complex; Swr1 complex. Gene Ontology annotation, biological process: DNA repair; negative regulation of transcription by RNA polymerase II; chromatin remodeling.